This is a messenger RNA of Morchella importuna, 1593 nucleotides long. RefSeq lists its product as uncharacterized. Gene Ontology annotation, biological process: DNA-templated transcription; regulation of DNA-templated transcription. The coding region runs from base 1 to 1593 and encodes 530 amino acids. The record is from RefSeq and is a predicted model, not a curated record. NCBI's taxonomy places the organism in Eukaryota, Fungi, Ascomycota, Pezizomycetes, Pezizales, Morchellaceae. Gene Ontology annotation, molecular function: DNA binding; DNA-binding transcription factor activity, RNA polymerase II-specific; zinc ion binding. The transcript has 5 exons.
AUGCCCCAGAACGCACUUUGGGAAUCAGCGCCGACUACAUCGGCCCCGGCAUCGGCUACUGGCGAGCACGAAGGCUUCAAAUGCUCAAUAUGCAGCAAGUCAUUCGAACAGAGGUCUUCUCGCGACCGACAUCUUAGACGAUGCAGGCAAAAGCAGCUCACAGGAACAAUACCACGAAAGAAGAGCUGUGCUCUCUGUACACAGGCGAAGACACGGUGUGAUCUUAAGACUCCGGCAUGCACUCGAUGCAAAACGAAGGGUCUCGAAUGCCAGUACUACGCACCGCCAAUGCAUGGAGCUCCCGCUCCGGCUCCAGCUCCAGCUCCCACAGUGUCACUACAACCAGCGCCCAUAGUUCAAACCGCCAAUACUACUAACGCUACUGUUAGCGAAGAAAUAUCACUUCCAACACCAGCUCCGACAGAUAAUGAGCAUGUUGAAGAUGCUAACGAAGAGUCGAAUUUCGCUUCACUUGGAGUCGUUGACUGGGGAGAGAUGAGUAAUAGUCUGUUAGACUGGUCACCCAUGUUCGUGCCUGUAGGGGCACAAACACCAACAAACAAUGGAGGGCUGGAAACGCCCUUAAGCACCCCACAGUCAUGUGAAGACGGCCAUCCAAAUUCCAUGCCCAAUCUUUGUGAGCCCGGUCCCCACACAGAGUGCGGCAAUCACUUCCGUACGGCGGGCCAGCUUACCCGACUAGUCUCCGUCGAGUCGUUUACCCAUAUGCGACACCGGCUUAGCACCGAGUCCGCAGAAAUGAGAAAGAGUUAUUUUAACAAGUUUAACUUCAUGAACCGGGUCCUUAAAGCAUACCCAAAGAUGAUGGUCGCAGGAAAUAUGUUACCACCAUUCGUGCAUCCGUCCUCCAUGCUACCGGGGAAGAUUACAGAAGCGCUGGCGAAUUGUAAGGGCCUGGUGCAGAUGUACAAAACUAUGGGGGCGGAAAAUAGGCAAUUUGUUAUGAAAACUAUUGCACAGGAACAUGAUAGGAUAUUACAACAAUAUAUGACAUGUAACGAUGUAGAGAUGUUGUCUAUGUUACAAGCCGCGGUUGUAUAUGGAAUUGUUCGGUAUUUUGAAAACGAUCCUAUGAUGGAUAAAUCAAUCCUCAUGCAGAUUGAAACUAUCGCGUUCAAUGUAAGCCUUGGCGGCCUAAUGGCGAAAGGAGAGCAGGAGAACACUCGUCCAGUCUGGGAAGAAUGGGUGCUCGCCGAAUCGAAGCGACGAACAUUAGUCACGCUAUAUAUGCUCGAUGCAUCAUUCCACUUCAGCCGAGGACUGGAAACACUAACUUCCUACGAGAUGGCAGAUCUUCCGCUUCCAACCGUAAGACAUCUAUGGGAAGGUAUGGACCGUACAAAAUGGGAAUACGACUACGAGGGAUACCUUGCUGCACUAAAUGGUCAAAGAUUACCUCGAAUGCAAGAUGCUUGGCCGCCAAAUACAGCCUUGGUGGAAGAAUGGUAUGCGGGGAUGGACUCUUUUGGUGUCACACUUUUGGCUCUGUGCGAAAAUUGCCCGCACAAAGAAGAACACGCGCGGAUUGCGCAGGCUCGACAGGCUGUUCGUUUAGGGCUCUCUGUUGUUUGA